Molecule: messenger RNA, 1982 nt
Organism: Nymphaea colorata (pocket water lily)
Lineage: Eukaryota; Viridiplantae; Streptophyta; Magnoliopsida; Nymphaeales; Nymphaeaceae
Product: pentatricopeptide repeat-containing protein At1g09220, mitochondrial-like
Exons: 1
Coding region: 321-1727 (468 amino acids)
Biological process (GO): RNA modification
Molecular function (GO): protein binding; RNA binding
Source: RefSeq, a predicted model, not a curated record
UCGUGUUAGAACCUGCGUCAAAACAAGUUCUAAAAAAUUCGGUCUAAUUUUUUAACGUGGUUUGAAGUUUGUCCGCGGAGGAAGUUAAACCCGAGCCCCAACAUUUCCUGGCAACAGUUCUUCUUGUGUUGCAGAUGGACAGAGCUCUGAUUUCAUCCAGGAUCUUAGUUGAACAGAUCCGUCAGGAUUAAACGUCAGAUGGGUUCAGCUGGAAAGAGGAAUAAACAAACACAUGGAGAAAAUUAAAAUCAAACUACUCUAUUGAUUGUCGGUUUUAACAUCAUCUAUGGAUCCAACCGAUCAGCACGAACUGAGGACGAAUGUCGAAUAAAAUCUUGCGAUGGACAGAACCGAACCACCGGCAGACCAUUUUCAGACUGCUGCAAAGAAACUGUAAGGGUCGUCUGGACGGAGUGAUAAAGCAGUUACAUUGCAGAUUGGUCGUGGAAGGAGAAGAUGCCUUUUGUUUUCCCCAUUGGAACGCUCUUCUUAGGUUGUAUUCGCAAGGCCAAUGCCCACAUGAAUCCUUCGCCGUCUUCAGGGAGAUCCGCGAUAAGGGUGCAAACGGGGACAGCUUCACUUAUGCCUUUCUUCUCAAGGCGUGCGCCGAUGCCGAAGCGGCCGACGGAGGGAUGCAGGUCCACGGCCACACCAUUCGGUUAGGGUUCGAGUCGCAUUUGUACGUGCAGACCACGCUCGUCAACAUGUACGCUUCUUGUAGCGUCGGAUGUUCCCUGUACUACGCCCGGCAAGUGUUCGACGAAAUGUCGAUCAGAAGUGUGGUCACCUGGAACGCCUUAAUCGCGGGCUUAACGAAGUGGGGAGAGGUUGAUGCUGCUCGCUUGUUGUUUGACGAGAUGCCGGAGCGCAAUGUCGUGUCGUGGACGAGCAUGAUCGAUGGGUAUACCCGGAGAAAUCAACUCCGGGAGGCGUUGCUCCUCUUCAGGAGAAUGCUAAUGCAGUGCAUCAAGCCUACGGAGAUAACCGUGCUGACCAUUCUUCCCGCCAUUGCUGGUUUGGGAGCCCUAGAAUUGGAGCGACAGGUCCAUGCAAGCGGCAAAAAGCAGGGCUUCACCACGGAUGUUCGGGUCAGCAACGCGCUGCUGGAUGCAUACUCGAAAUGUGGGAGUAUAGUCGAUGCACUCCAUAUGUUCGAGGAAAUGACUGAAAAAAAUCUGGUCUCGUAUACGUCUAUGAUCUCGGCAUUUGCGGCGCAUGGCCUGGCUGAGAAGGCAUUGGAGCAAUUUAAUGACAUGCAACAGAAGGGUGUGAAACCAAACGACGUCACUUUUCUUAGCGUCUUGAACGCUUGCAGCCACGGGGGUUUGCUGGAAGAGGGGCGUCUCUUCUUUGCUUCAAUGGUUUAUGAACACGGGAUAGCACCAGGGAUGAAGCAUUACAGUUGCAUGAUCGAUUUGCUUGGAAGAGCAGGGUUAUUGGAGGAGGCCGAAAAGCUUAUACUUGACAUGCCCAUGGAGGCCAACGCCAUAGUUUGGAGAACCCUGCUCGGUGCCUGUAACGUGCAUGGGAAUGUUGAGUUGGGUCGGCGAGUAUUGUGCCGUAUCUUAGAGCUAGAAAAGGAGUAUGGAGGUGAUUAUGUUCUGCUUUCUAAUAUAUAUUCUGCAGCAGGAAGAUGGGAUGAUGCCUGGAGUGUGAGGAGUUUGCUGGAUGAGAGAAGAGCAUUCAAAACGCCUGGGAGAAGCUUCUUUGAUGAGAUGAUCAGUUAAACCGAGCGCCCCUUUCCCCUCGUUCGCGACCCUCUGCUCAGUGCCAAUUAAACGCCAUCCAUGAUGAAGAUGGUCACGCACUCACAAGGAUCGGUAGCUGCUGUAGCUCAGCAAACAAUCUCCAGUGAAUACAAGUUUCUUGGAAAAUGUUGGAUACCUCUUUGGGUGUAAGAAAAGCUUAAAAAAUUGCGAAACAGUAGACAUACAAAUUGUACGAAUAUAAACAUCUUGAUAUAGUAAAAGGCAUCUUUGUAA